AUGUUGAAAACUUACGACGAGUUAAAGAAAUGGAUAGUGAUGAUGAGCAUGGUUGCCGCGGUGGCGGCUGAGCCUCAAGUUCCUUGUCUCUUUAUAUUCGGCGACUCACUGCUCGACAACGGCAACAAUAACAAUCUGAAUACCAUUGCCCAUGUUAACUUCAAGCCCUACGGUAUCGAUUUUCCGUUGGGCCCCACGGGGAGAUUUUCCAACGGCAACACUGUUGUUGAUAUCAUCGCACAAAUGCUAGGGUUUAAGGAUUAUAUUCCCUCGUAUUUGACUGUUAAGGGCAACCAAAUACUAAGGGGAGUCAACUUUGCCUCUGCUGCUGCCGGAAUCCGACCAGAAACCGGCCUCAAUUGGGGCGACCGGUUUACCUUCGACGAGCAACUGACUAACUUCAAAAACACGGUGGAGCAACUCGAUGCCAUACUCGGGGGGCGAGAAGCGACAUUAAAUCACUUGGGCAAGUGCAUAUUCAUAAGCGGAUUCGGCAACAAUGACUUCCUCAACAACUACUUCUUGCCUGAAGUUUACAACACCCGUAAACUGUAUACGCUCCAACAAUACAUCCCCCUUCUCCUCAACCGAUAUACCGAGCAACUCAAGAUUCUGUAUACCUAUGGAGCUAGGAAGCUGGCUCUAGUGGGAGCAGGGCCGAUUGGAUGCAUCCCUUUCACGUUGGUUACGAGGAGUGAUGGCGUGAAAUGUGCGGACGACGAAAACCGAGCUAGCCAGAUGUACAACAGACAACUCAGAGCAAGGAUUGAUGUUUUCAACGCUAGAUUUCAUGGGGCGCAGUUUAUAUUGAUCGACGGUUAUAAUCACUUGAACGAUGUCAUCAAUAACGCCGAAGCCUAUGGUUAG
Messenger RNA from Salvia splendens (bonfire salvia), 867 nucleotides. RefSeq names its product GDSL esterase/lipase At1g29660. NCBI's taxonomy places the organism in Eukaryota, Viridiplantae, Streptophyta, Magnoliopsida, Lamiales, Lamiaceae. The record is from RefSeq and is a predicted model, not a curated record. The coding region runs from base 1 to 867 and encodes 288 amino acids. The transcript is spliced from 4 exons. Gene Ontology annotation, molecular function: hydrolase activity, acting on ester bonds.